CUGGCGCUCAGAGGCUUUGCAAUUGUCCUCCACGAGGCUCGGGCCCCAGGUGGAAAUAUCAGUUCCACAAAGCGGGCAGCGAGAUAUCUUUGGGCUAAAGAACUCAGCGUCCAGUGCUCCAGUUGAAGAUCUAAAGAGAAAGCCGCCUUGCUACCACCAUGCCUAACUUUUCUGGCAACUGGAAGAUCAUCCGAUCGGAAAACUUUGAGGAAUUGUUAAAAGCCCUGGGGGUUAAUGUGAUGCUGAGGAAGAUCGCAGUGGCUGCAGCAUCUAAGCCAGCCAUAGAGAUCAAACAGGACGGGGAGACGUUCUACAUAAAAACCUCCACCACUGUGCGAACCACGGAGAUUAACUUCAAGAUCGGGGAGGAAUUCGAGGAGCAGACGGUGGACGGGAGACCCUGUAAGAGUUUGGUGAAAUGGGAGAGUGAAAACAAAAUGGUGUGUGAGCAAAGGCUUCUAAAGGGAGAGGGCCCCAAGACCUCCUGGACCAGAGAACUGACCAAUGACGGAGAGCUGAUCCUGACCAUGACAGCAGAUGACGUUGUGUGCACCAGGGCCUACGUCCGAGAGUGAGUGCCUGUGGGUCCAAGAGCUGCCUGCCAGAGAUUCCUUCCCCUUCCACUACAUACAGCCCACAACCUCCUCCCUUCAUCCAUCUUACAAGCUAGCCCUCCCCUUACUCCCAAAGUCACUGUUUCCUCCAGGGCCCCCCUGGAGGGACAGACUACAAAGGCCCAGAACCCCUUCCCCAGACCAGCAGUACCAGCUCCAUACCAGGGCCCUUCCUGGAGGAGACUGUCUCUCUGGCCUCUACUCCUUUACCCUUGUAGUCUGUGUGAUUUAGAAUAUUUAUUUGUUAAUUUUAUUAAAAUGUUUUAAAAA
Molecule: messenger RNA, 884 nt
Organism: Acomys russatus (golden spiny mouse)
Lineage: Eukaryota; Metazoa; Chordata; Mammalia; Rodentia; Muridae
Gene: Crabp2
Product: cellular retinoic acid binding protein 2
Exons: 4
Coding region: 159-575 (138 amino acids)
Biological process (GO): fatty acid transport
Cellular component (GO): cytosol; nucleus
Molecular function (GO): fatty acid binding
Source: RefSeq, a predicted model, not a curated record